Messenger RNA from Jaminaea rosea, 565 nucleotides. RefSeq lists its product as hypothetical. NCBI's taxonomy places the organism in Eukaryota, Fungi, Basidiomycota, Exobasidiomycetes, Microstromatales. The record is from RefSeq and is a predicted model, not a curated record. The transcript has a single exon. The coding region runs from base 82 to 402 and encodes 106 amino acids.
UAAGGCAGACUGACGCUAGGCAGGUGGAGCGCCGAAGGAAGAGGAGAGAUUUGCGGUUGUCACGACAUCCUCGCGAAGUGAAUGAUGAGCGCGGAAGACAUGUUGGCUCAGAGGCUUCGCGCCCGUACGCAGCCUCGUUCUCGCUGCUCCUCCCAACGCGUCGCAUCAGAUAAGCCUCACUCUGAGCCGCCAAGCCCGCACUCACCGAAGCAGACGGCAGACGCGCACGACUGCAGGCUCGCAGGCGCGGAACCAAGCGUGUGUCGCGGAAUCGAGGUCAGACCAACCGAACACACGGCGGCUGCACGACGAGUCUUGGCUUUGUCUGCAAUUCGAAAAUACCAGACGCUCGUCAUCAUCGUCGUUUCAUCGUUCGUCAUGAUCGGCAUCACUGUCUCGUGAAGCUUUGCAUCCUCAUCGCCACAGGUGCCAUGGUUGCGACGCUCAGACAUUGAUGAGCUUGGACCCUGGAUUUAGGCCCACGCUCUCCGCACGCACGCGAGCUUUAUUUCACUCUUCUGUCUCGAUCACUUGCUGCUGGUAGCCGAUAAGGCUCGUGCGCGCC